This is a messenger RNA of Cylindrotheca closterium, 3033 nucleotides long. The record is from the annotation of a GenBank genome assembly. Lineage: Eukaryota; Bacillariophyta; Bacillariophyceae; Bacillariales; Bacillariaceae.
AUGGGAAGCGAAACUUCCAAACCAUUGCAACCCCCAGAAGACUGGGCCAAAGAUGGAGACCAAUUCCGCAUCAUUUCACCGAUGUCCGAUAUUUCCAAUCCAUCGGAAAUCAAUCGAGUUUACAAUGGCGUUCCUCGAAGUGAAGCCAAUAUUACAGAUCCAAACAGAAGGGUCUCAAAGACAGUCACCAGAGCACUCGCUUCGUCCAACCCUAACUCUGAUAUUCCAGCACCAAGUGCCUUCUAUUUCCCCAAAAAAGACACCGAGCGCAGAUCCCGACACUUCAACGGAAAGAACGGCAAAGAAAACAAGAAAGGCUUUAAGAAAAUGAUUAAGAAGUCCAAGAAAGUCAUGGCCGGGUGCUUUGUCAGUGAAAACGACGCUCGAGCUAAUCGAAAUGAAGCUGUGAACCUACAACCGAUUGAUAUCAACAAGAUCAGACGAGCAAAGCAAACAAAGAGUCAAGAGCUUGUCAUCAAGCAAAAGCUUUCUAACAUUGAAGAAGAAGCGAGCAACAAUUCUUCUUCUCAGAACAGCAAACCCGCUCCAAAAGAAAACUUCAGUGCUACUGAAAUUGCACUUCACCAGGAGGAUGUCUACUUCGAUAGACUCAGCGGUGGCCCAAAUGGCGAAGUCCAUGCUUCGCCAUAUGUACAGAAUUCAGCUGUUCGCGAUGUCGCGCCAAUGCUCGACGAUGGUUUCCAAAGAGAUGCAACCCAUCUCUUUGACACUAUCAUUAAGGAGGGCGAAGACUCGAUGAGCCAACUUGACAAAUCCCAACACAGCAAGAAGUCUUCACAGUCCAGAAAGAGCACAUCUUCCAAACAGAGUAGCGAGAGUGGAUCCAACUUGGCCGAAAACAAGUCACACGUCGGCCUGCUGUCGAAUGAAAACUACGAGGUACUACAUCGAAGACAAAGUCGGGAUCCAACAAUUUCCAGCAAUAACGAGCGCUCCGAAGACGAGUCAUCUCCUAUGUCGUAUGGUGCUCGACAAAAGAAAGUUGAUAAUGUUCAAUCAGCAUUCCGUAUUCCAGGAGAGCCUUUGAUGCAGGUUGCAAAGCUUGGAAGACAACCAAGAACUUCCAGUGGAAGCAGAUCCAGUAGAUCAAGCAGAUCCAGCUACACUCGGGAAAACAAUGUCAGCAAGUUGGAAUCUCUUUUCCGCCCUGUUCUUCCAGCCCUUUCUGCAGAUGAUGCCACAGCCUCCAGCUUUGACCCAUACCAAAUCAAGGUGACUGAGUCUGCUCCAAGUCAACUUGAAGGCAACUCCCGCCUUGACAUUCAAACAGGCCUUGGUGGAAACCCAAACCAGCUCGCUCUACUUAGCCCUUCGAUGCUCUCCAUCGACUCACAAGGGAAAUCGCCAGCGGCUGUAAAGGUGUUGCUUUCCGAGCAAGCGGUUCACAACGGGGAUUUCCUCUUUACUGACUACGGCCCACAGCGAGACAUCCGAAAGACCCGUUCUGACCGUGAAAGUGCUGUUGGCUCCAUUUCAACCGCAGGGGCCAGAAGCCGUCUCACAAACCGAUCCGCAAAGGCAGCAGCCGUCCCAUCAAAGGCUUCCAGUGCUUACGCUACUGAUUCUAAUUACGAGUACAUGAAGUCGGAUCCCAUCGUUCACUUCACGAAGUCCGCACAGCCGACCACCGUAACUAUUCCUACAAUUGAAACCAAGAUGUCUGACCUCUCUGAUUUCGCUGAUCUUUCUGUGAAGGACACAUCCCGUGAAACGCGCGUCAGCUUCGAAAACUCUAUUCCCGAGGAAGGAGACUUCAACUCACCAGAAGAAGGUAAUGUUCGUUGGGCGUACACUACUGCGGAUGGAAAGUCGAGAGUUACACCUUACGUGAAGGGAAUGGAUACUUCGCAGGUAACGAAAUCCCCCUUUGUUCGCUACCAAGCUGCCAAGGAGAAAUGGGAAAGCCAAGAAGUCAAUGAUGAUCAAUUCGCUGAGUUCUUGAAGCCAAGCAAAACUCAAUCGAGAGAUGAAGAAGUCGCUGUCAUUCCUGAAGAGCAACUUCAGGAAGAGGGACUACGGGAGACAAUGUCGUUUGACACCGAACCUCGUUGGUCUUUCGGCGGCAACAGUGACAACCAGAACAAGCCCACAGCUUUCAAGCCCAGUCAAUCUCCAGCGAACCGAUUUGGCAACAGGUCAAGCUUUGGAGCCAUCAAGGAGCGGCCAAUCAAGAGUCCAAAGGCAAUCAAAACAAAGAGAAAAGGUGCUGGCGGUGUCGUGACCGCCAGAAUCGAGUCAAUUGAUCGCAAAGUCAUUGAAAACCGAAGGUUCAAGAAGAAGCUGAACCAUGCUAAGAAGACUUCCAACCCAAGACGAUUCCAGGUUGUGAAUACAAGCUAUGUCCGCACCCAAAAGCUCAACGGGUAUGCUCCAACGAAAGUUGAUCUCGAAAAACUCAAUUUGGUUGGUGGAGUCAAAUUCAACAAGGUUCCUGAGUACGGCGAGGACGAUCUUUCUUCAUGCCAGUCAUCGAUUUACAUGGAAGAGAAGAAGCUCGAUACCAAGUCUAUUUUCAACCUCUACCCACACGACGAGUUUUCACCUUCUCACACAGACGAAGAAUUAGAGUAUGAAGAUGACGCUGAUGAUGAUGAUGAUACUCGAGCAUCGACUGCGGCAUCAACUGUCCUCCAAACCAGGCGGUCGAUCCAACCACGUGCGAGUGAAAGUUCAUACUCAACGAGUGGAUCUGGACUUAGCCAAGUGAAGAAACAAGUUUUCGACAACAAUCGGUUCUCUCUUUUGUCCACCAGUGACAGCACUACCAUGUCAUCAAUCAUCGGGAAGGAGAAUCAGACAUACCGACCUUUCCGACACGCACCAAAUUCUGUGAAUCCUUCGAAACAAAAGCUGGUUACUCUUCCAGCAAACUUGCAAGUUCAACGUAACCAAGGACCGCAAAAGUGGAGAUCCUUGGCAGCUGCUGCGCACGAGAAGGAUUCUGCAAUGCAAGGGCUUGCUGACUGGAAGAAGAAACGUUCCAAUAGAAAUCUUGCUGGUUCCGCAAACUAA